Molecule: messenger RNA, 1164 nt
Organism: Pyricularia pennisetigena
Lineage: Eukaryota; Fungi; Ascomycota; Sordariomycetes; Magnaporthales; Pyriculariaceae
Exons: 2
Coding region: 1-1164 (387 amino acids)
Source: RefSeq, a predicted model, not a curated record
AUGAAGACGACCUUCACCGCACUCCUCGCCCUCGUGGCGGUGGCCCAAGGCGCCAAGCAGGCGAAGCAGGGGCAGAACAAGGGCAACCAAGGAGCCCAGAUUGUGGGCGGCAACAACAGCACCAACAGCAACGCAGCCGCGGGGGCCGCCAAGAACGGCACGGCCAACAGCGGCAGCGGGAAGCAGGCGCAGGCCGGACCCAGCGCCGACGCGUGCGCGGCGGGCGCCAUCCUAGCCAUGGGCAUCAACACCAACAUCGCGGACCAGCAGAUGGAGCUGCAGGCGGUCGGCAACGUGCAAAAGGCGCUGCAGGCCAACGACGCCAACGCGUUUGCGCAGGCCAAGGCCACGCUGCUGCAGUUUGUGCAGAACGGCAUCGCCAUCCGCCAGGCGAACCAGCAGAUCGCCCCGCCGGGCAACCCGGCCAUCGCGGGGCUCGACAUCGUCGCCAACGCCCAGCUCACCGAGCUCGGCCUGGCCAACAACCUCACCGGCAACGCCGCCACCGACAAUGCCAUCCUGCAGGAGCUGACCAAGGACUUUACCGGCGGCAUUGAGCAGAACAAGAAGAACGCGGCUGCUGCUGUACAAGGCUGCCCGAACGGUGGUGCCGCGAACGGUGGUGCCGCCAACGCCGGCGCCGACAAGGGAAAAGACGCAAAGGCCGGUGAUGCUGCCAAGGCUGGCGACAAGAACAAGGAUGCCGCAAAGGCUGGUGAUGCAAAGGCUGGCGAGAAGAACAAGGAUGCCGCAAAGGCCGGUGAUGCUGCCAAGGCCGGUGCGGAAAAGAACAAGGGUGCUGCAGAGGACAAGAACAAGGGAGCAGCAAAUGCCGGUGCUGACAAGAACAAGGGUGCUGCCGAGGACAAGAACAAGGAUGCCGCAAAGGCUGGUGACGCCGCCAAAGCUGGUGAUGCGGCCAAAGCUGGUGACGCCGCAAAGCCUGGUGAUGCCGCAAAGGCUGGCGACGCCGCCAAAGCUGGUGACGCCGCCAAAGCUGGUGAUGCCGCAAAAGCUGGUGAUGCCGCAAAAGCUGGUGAUGCCGCAAAGGCUGGCGACGCUGAAAAGCACCAGGCCAAAAUUGUGCAAAAGUCUGUCAACGUCGAAGAGGACGAAGAGGAGGAGCCCGCACCCCCUGUCCGCCGUCGCUUUGUCCAGUGGUAG